ACUCUGUACCUUCCAUAGUCCACUCGAAGAAAAAUGCAGGAGGCAAAGCACAACAUCGUGAUAUUACAAACAGCUUCACUGUUGCUGUUGGUUUUGGUCUUAAAUGGGUGUGCACAGACUCUUCCCCCUGCAAAGUACGAUGGCUUCUUGUACGAGCAUGGCCGAGGUGACCCGGAUUCGAUUCUGAUCGAAGCUUUCUUUGACCCGGUCUGCCCGGACAGUCGAGAUUCCUGGCCACCCCUCAAACAGGCCCUAGCCUUCUACGGCCCUCACGUCGCUCUUGUUGUUCACCUGUUGCCGCUGCCUUACCAUGACAAUGCGUUUGUUGCCUCUCGUGCUUUACACAUUGUGAAUAAGCUGAAACCAUCUGCGACGUUUUCAUUGUUGGAGUGGUUUUUCAAGAAUCAGGAGAGGUAUUACAAUGCUCAAACGCGCAACAUGUCUAGGGCUUCCAUAGUGGAUGACUUAGUGAAGCAACUCACAGCAGUAAUUGGGAACUCUUAUCAUAGUUCUCUGGAAUCAGGCUUUACUGACCGGAAAACUGAUCUCACAACAAGGGUUUCCUUCAAGUAUAGUACUUCAAGAGGAGUGUAUGGAACACCAUUUUUCUAUGUAAAUGGAUUUGUAUUGCCUGAUGCUGGCAACGCUAGAGACUUCAACGGAUGGAAAAAAGUGCUCGACCCUUUAGUUGCAGCACCAAAGAAACAAGAAACUCUGCAUUUCUUCCUAUAAAGGAUAUAUAGCUAAAUGGUUCAGGUUCUUGGUUGUCUGAAGAAUGAAUUCCACAAUGUUAUUUCAAUGUGUAUAUGAAUGAACCUGGCCAUUAGGCCAUGUAAUAAAAUGAAAACAGUCCGGUGUAAUUUGGACC
Molecule: messenger RNA, 868 nt
Organism: Argentina anserina (silverweed cinquefoil)
Lineage: Eukaryota; Viridiplantae; Streptophyta; Magnoliopsida; Rosales; Rosaceae
Exons: 4
Coding region: 34-732 (232 amino acids)
Source: RefSeq, a predicted model, not a curated record